Klebsormidium nitens is the source of this 3055-nucleotide messenger RNA. The record is from the annotation of a GenBank genome assembly. Lineage: Eukaryota; Viridiplantae; Streptophyta; Klebsormidiophyceae; Klebsormidiales; Klebsormidiaceae.
CAGGAAGAAAGUCGGUGGUCCUCCAGCUCGUUCCCCUAGACAGCCAAGGGCAAAGCGCCCACCCCUCCUACCAUCUGGUGCGUCUUUGUUCCGCUGCUGUUCAUGCUAGGGGAAAGUCCCCACGAUGCACUCCACGGCCCUCUGCCAAAGAGGAGGAAGGUUCGUCAGGAGAGUAUCUUAGCGGACUCGACACCGAGGCCGAUCAUCAUGGGGGAUGACAAGAAGGCGGCAGAGUCUGUGCUGGAGCGGCAAAAUCGUCUGCUGACCGGCCAGCUAGAAGUCAACAAGCAGAACCUGAGCAGCAUUGACGCAGAGCUUCAGGAGACCAAGAAGAAGCAGGCCAACUUUGACAAUGUGCUGAGCAGUGUCAACAGGACGUGGAAGGAGCUUAUUGAUGAUCUGGAACUUCUAUUGCUUAGAGCAAAUGGGAGUCUCAAUGGCUCCCACAUCUUUGACGCCACGGCGCACAUUGAAAAAGACGAUGACAUGGAUGGAGUGCCAGCAGAACGGAUCUUCCUGCACAAGCUUCUUCAUGCUCAUGAGAGCGACCAGAAGCCAAGUACGUCCAACGGCAGCGAUGACGAUGAAAGGCAGCAUCUUGAAGCAGCACUCCGGUCGCGCAAGGCUACUACGAAGAAAACGCUGGGCCAGGUCAUUGCAGCCAUUGACAAUGAGCGGCAGAGAAACGAAGAGUUGGCGGCUGUUCUGCGACAAAAAGUGUCCUCCGAUGAUGUUGGACAAGUCUUGCGGACUGAGGAUGAGAGGGUGCGGAAGGAGGUCAAGAGGCUGCGCUCGGACAUGGACGAGCUGCAUUUGUUGCACGACAAGCUGUCCAGAGAGAUGAAGCGCUUGCAAGAUUGUCAUGGGCGGGAUCAGGCGAAGAUCAAGCACCUAACCGAGGAACUAGAGAGGGUUCGAUCUGACCUGGACAGCUGCAGGCGGAAGCUGGUCAAGGAGGCAGCUGCCUCUGCCUCUACACCAACGACUCCCGUCCAUGCAAAUAACAACCAUCUGUCACGCACCGAAAGCAAGACGGACAGGAAAGAGCUGGACCAACUAGUGCGCCAGAAGGCAGAUUUGGAGAGCCAGUUGCAAGAAGUGGAGAGGAUCGCCCAAGGCCGCUUGGAGGAACUUCAGAGCAACCACCGGAAACAGCUCGAGCUCCAGAGGGAGUUGCAGAAUGUCAAGGCCCAUCUGGACGAUGAGAAGCUAGCGCACAAGCCGCGACCGAUCCACGAGAUGGAGAACCGGGUCAAGUCGUACUUGGAGGAGCUGAACAAUGCCCAGGCAACAAUUAAUCGUUUACUGGAGGAACGAGACAUGGCUAUCCAGCGUGAGCGGGAGACGGUCAUUCGGGCGGAGGCUGGGGAAACGGCACGGAGGGCUGUCAUUCUAGCAGACAAACGGAUAGAGGAUCUUGAGGCGAAGCUGCAGGCAACACGGAAUGAAAAGGACUCUCUGGAGAGGCGCCUGACGGAGGCCAUCCAUGGAGCAGGCCCGGAGACGGUGGCGGAGCUGCGGAUGAUGCUUGGGACCUUCCAGAGCGAGAUGCAAAUGCUCAAGGGUCAGGUGGAGCGUUUCAAGCUGUCGGCAGAAGCGGUCCCCGCGCUGAAAGCAGAGGUCCACGCGCUGGGGGUUCAGCUCAGGCAUAAGGAGGAAGAUUGCCAGCGGUUGUCAGAGACGGUGUCGGGCCAGCUGACGGAGCUGCGGGAGCUGCGGGAGCAGGUCAAGGCGCUGCGAACUACAGAGCUCGAGCUGCAGCAGUUUGUCGAGAUGUUCGAGCAGGCCGCGACGGACCCCCGGGACGCCAUCGAGGCCAAGAAGGCCGAGCGGCGGGCGAGGGUGCAGAUCAUGGAGCUCAAGCGGGAGCUGAACGAUCAUGCCGUCGAGCAGCGGGUGCGCGACGCUCGUGCAGCGCAGGAGAAGGGGCAGCAGAAGCUGGCCGCCGCGGAGGCAGAGUCGGCGCAACUCAGGAAGAAGGUGGAGAACAUGGAGAGAGAGCUUGUGGAGCUGCGAGAAAAGUUGGCAAAGAAGGACGGCGACGGGGAAGCACUGGAGUCGGAGAUCGAGACCAUUGCGAGUGCGGUGGGGGAGUUCGAGGCGCAGAGUAUGCGGUUGGAGAAGAAGCUGGCCGAGCAGAGGGCAGAGAACACAAGGAUUGCGACCGAGGGCCUGGAAGCGAAGCAGCGGCUGCUGGCUUACGUCUCGGACAAGGAGGCGACGGUGACGCAGCUGCAGCACGCCAACACUGCGCUGAACCUGCAGCAGCAGCGCGUGAGCCGGCUCGAGGAGCAGCUCCACGUGACCAACCAGCAGCUGCAAAAGGUGGCGGACGAUGCGCGGCACUACCAGAUGCAGGCCGAGGGGCUGCGCCGGCAGGCGCAGGGCAUCGACGGCGCGCUGCAGGAGACGCGAGGCGCGCUCGAGCAGGCCGAAAAGGUCAAGUCCGAGCGUGCCAUCCAGUUGGAAGCUGCUGAGAAGGAGCUGGCGGACGAGCGGUUCAAGCGGAAACGGGUGGAGGAGGAUCUAGAGCGGGAGCGCAGCAAGUGCGCGCGGCUCGCCAAGCACCAGGACCGGGGCACCGACUCGGAGGCGCUCAACCAAGAGAUCAGGACAUACCGCAGCAUGCUCAAGUGCAAGAUCUGCGACACGCGGCAAAAGAGCGUGGUCAUCACGAAAUGCUACCACACCUUCUGUCAGCAGUGCAUUACUAGUCGCAUCGAGAACAGGAUUCGGAAGUGUCCAAGCUGUCAGCUACAGUUCGGGGUCAACGACGUUCACGAAUUCUUCUUAGUGUAGACUUUCCUAGAAGAGCACCGAGAGAGCGAGAAUUGCUGAAUUAACGUUUCUUUUCCACUCGCGCUCUGGCCGCCAAUUCUCUGACAGCCUCUAACCUCUGUCUGGUGGGUUCGAUAGCUUGAAGUCGAAAGAUAGUGUAAUAUAGACGAGCUUACUUGGAAGAUUCUUGGUAUGGCUCAGGCUGUUUGCAAUGAACAGAAGGGCAUGUCUUUGGGGACGGCUUUUCUUGUUAUGCGAAAUGUGUCUGAUCCAACAC